AUGAUUGAAGAUCUCUCAAUGUUAAAUUGUGCCGGUGGCCACUCAGUGACAACCAAAUCGGGCUGGUGGCCGCUCAGUGACAACCGAGUCGGGCUGGUGGCCGCUCAGGAACAACCGUGUCGGGCUGGUGGCCACUCAGUGACAACCGAGUCGGGCUGGUGGCUGCUCAGGGACAACCGAACCGGGCUGGUGGCCACUCAGGACAACCGAACCGGGCUGGUGGCCAAUCAGGGACAACCGAAUCAGGCUGGUGGCUGCUCAGGGACAACCGAACCGGGCUGGUGGCCAAUCAGGGACAACCGAACCGGGCUGGUUGCCAAUCAGGGACAACCGAAUCAGGCUGGUGGCCAAUCAGGGACAACCGAAUCAGGCUGGUGGCUGCUCAGGGACAACCGAACCGGGCUGGUGGCUGCUCAGGGACAACCGAAUCAGGCUGGCGGCCACUCAGUGACAACCGAACCGGGCUGGUGGCUGCUCAGUGACAACCGAACCGGGCUGGUGGUCACUCAGGACAACCGAAUCAGGCUGGUGGCCAAUCAGGGACAACCGAAUCAGGCUGGUGGCUGCUCAGGGACAACCGAACCGGGCUGGUGGCUGUUCAGGGACAACCGAAUCAGGCUGGUGGCCAAUCAGGGACAACCGAAUCAGGCUGGUGGCCAAUCAGGGACAACCGAACCGGGCUGGUGGCCAAUCAGGGACAACCGAACCGGGCUGGUGGCCAAUCAGGGACAACCGAAUCAGGCUGGUGGCUGCUCAGGGACAACCGAAUCAGGCUGGUGGCUGCUCAGGGACAACCGAACCGGGCUGGUGGCUGCUCAGGGACAACCGAAUCAGGCUGGUGGCCAAUCAGGGACAACCGAAUCAGGCUGGUGGCCAAUCAGGGACAACCGAACCGGGCUGGUGGCUGCUCAGGGACAACCGAAUCAGGCUGGUGGCCAAUCAGGGACAACCGAACCGGGCUGGUGGCUGCUCAGGGACAACCGAACCGGGCUGGGACAACCGAAUCAGGCUGGUGCUGCUCAGGGACUAUCGAACCGGGCUGGUGGCCAAUCAGGGACAACCGAACCGGGCUGGUGGCCAAUCAGGGACAACCGAAUCAGGCUGGUGGCUGCUCAGGGACAACCGAAUCAGGCUGGUGGCUGCUCAGGGACAACCGAACCGGGCUGGUGGCUGCUCAGGGACAACCGAAUCAGGCUGGUGGCCAAUCAGGGACAACCGAAUCAGGCUGGUGGCCAAUCAGGGACAACCGAACCGGGCUGGUGGCUGCUCAGGGACAACCGAAUCAGGCUGGUGGCCAAUCAGGGACAACCGAACCGGGCUGGUGGCUGCUCAGGGACAACCGAACCGGGCUGGUGGCCACUCAGUGACAACCGAACCGGGCUGGUGGCCAAUCAGGGACAACCAAACCGGGCUGGUGGCCACUCAGUGACAACCGAACCGGGCUGGUGGCCAAUCAGGGACAACCGAAUCAGGCUGGUGCUGCUCAGGGACUAUCGAACCGGGCUGGUGGCCAAUCAGGGACAACCGAACCGGGCUGGUGGCCAAUCAGGGACAACCGAAUCAGGCUGGUGGCCUCAAGAAUAUAAACCGAACAUUGGCUAA
Haliotis rubra (blacklip abalone) is the source of this 1602-nucleotide messenger RNA. RefSeq names its product glutenin, high molecular weight subunit DX5-like. The coding region runs from base 1 to 1602 and encodes 533 amino acids. The record is from RefSeq and is a predicted model, not a curated record. The transcript has 4 exons. Lineage: Eukaryota; Metazoa; Mollusca; Gastropoda; Lepetellida; Haliotidae.